Molecule: messenger RNA, 4347 nt
Organism: Tribolium castaneum (red flour beetle)
Lineage: Eukaryota; Metazoa; Arthropoda; Insecta; Coleoptera; Tenebrionidae
Gene: Fancm
Product: Fanconi anemia group M helicase
Exons: 10
Coding region: 124-4329 (1401 amino acids)
Biological process (GO): interstrand cross-link repair; double-strand break repair via synthesis-dependent strand annealing
Molecular function (GO): hydrolase activity; four-way junction helicase activity; ATP binding
Source: RefSeq, a predicted model, not a curated record
UGGGGAUUUUGUGUUGUCAGUGCUUGUCAUUGUCAUCGUGAUGUUGACAAUUCAAAAAACUAACCUCACACUGCAAUAUUCAAACUUGUUUGUUCUUGUUAUUCUGUUCGUGAUGUAAUUAUAAUGAACAUUUCGCAAAUAAACACACAAGGAAUCAACGAUGCUGGAAGCCUGUGCCAGGACCCCGCCACCAGAGGCUUCGACUUACAAGCUGGCCAGACAUGGAUUUACCCCACAAAUCUCCCAGUCCGGGAGUACCAAUACACUAUAACCGAAAAAGCCCUCCACUGGAAUACCCUCGUAAGUCUUCCGACAGGUCUCGGCAAAACCUUCAUCGCAGCCGUGGUCAUGUACAACUUCUACCGAUGGUACCCCCAUGACAAGGUCAUUUUCAUGGCCCCCACACGCCCCCUAGUCAAGCAACAAAUGGACGCGUGCUACAACAUCAUGGCCAUCCCUCAGGAGGUCACAGCCGAACUCACUCGCACCAAAAUCCAGCAAUCACGUACCGAAAUCUGGCAAAAUAAGCGAGUUUUUUUUAUCACACCGCAGGUUUUGCAAAACGAUCUUAACAUAAUUGUCGAGUUGGGGCCGAAAAUUAAGUGUUUGGUGUUUGAUGAGGCGCAUAGAGCAAAGGGUAAUCACGCCUAUUGUGAAGUUGUGCGUAAGUUAUUACCGAAAAAUAAGUUAUUUCGGGUGUUGGCGUUGAGCGCUACACCCGGGAAUAGUUCGAAGGAUGUGCUGGAUGUUAUGAGGAAUUUGUUGAUUGCGCAUUUGGAAUUCAGGAGUGAGGAAAGUCCCGAUGUGAAGCCGUAUGUGUUUGAGAGGGCGCUUGAGACUGUUGUGGUGCCGUUGGGUGAGAAGUUGCAACAAAUCAGGGAUAAGUACAUUCAGGUUUUAGAAAAAUACACCAGAACCCUAAUCCAGUAUAAAGUGAUUUAUGGAAAUUGUGCUAAUCUGACCAAAGGUAAAAUAUUCAUGGUGAUGAAGGAAUUCCAGGCGAAAAAUUCAGCCAAUAGAACUGCAAACUAUGCAGAAAUUAUGAAAUGUCUAAACAUUUGUGUCACACUUUAUCACGCUUAUGAAACCCUUGUUCGUUGUGGAUUGAGGGCGUUUCUGAAUUUUUACAAAGAACAUAUUAAUAAUCCUUUACUGCAGGGAAAUGUGAGUAUAAUUCAGAUAAUGGACGAUCUUCAAGCAUACUUAGGUCCAGACCCUGAAGUCCAACCACUGCCCGAUGGUACUUUUGCUGAGAUUCCAGCUUCAAUAAAAUUUGGGCACCCGAAGUUUUACCAACUUCGAGACAUCCUUGUUGCACAUUUCACAAAUUCGGACGCUUCCACUCGUGUUAUUGUGUUUUUUGAGUAUCGGGAGAGCGCCACCGAAGCUUACGCUGUACUCACUAGGAGUUUUCCUCUGAUAAGGUCCCGCGUUUUUGUUGGUCAACGUGCCGGAGUGACACAAAAAGAGCAAAUAAAUACGGUCAAAAGUUUCAGAGAAGGCACUUGCAAUACCCUCCUGUCGACUUGUAUUGGCGAAGAAGGCCUUGAUGUGGGCGAAGUCGACUUGAUUGUUUGCUUCGAUAUAGCGAAUAAAUCUCCAAUUCGAAUGAUACAAAGAAUGGGGCGGACCGGGCGUAAAAAAGAAGGGCGGGUUGUGGUUCUGGUUACGGAAGGGAGGGAACAACAAACGUUGAAAGAUUGUUUGAUUUAUAAAAAUAACUUAGGGAGUUUUGCAACGAAUUCGCAAUUGUUGCAAGAGGGGAAAUACACAGAUAAUCCCAAGAUGAUACCUUCGUACGUGCAACCAAAGUGCCAAAAAAUGUGCAUCACUGUUAAAAAACCCGUCGUAACAAAAACCGCCAAUUUGAAAGAUAUGUUACGAAACAUUUCCGAUGAUUUAGAAAUUGUUGAAAUUAAGGAACGAAUCUCUGAUAAGAUUGAUAAUUUCUGGAACAAAACUAGAGAAGAAUUCUUCCAAAUCGAGGCAAAACCCAAAAUUGAUUUUGCCAAACAUUUGGAGAAACAAAGGGUGUUCCAAGCUAACGCAAAGUCCAAACAAACGGAAAUUUUCGUUACGUUACUACAGUUUGCCGAUUCUAAGCGUUUCAACUUACCAGUGACACAAAAAUCAAUAUUUAGCGAUUUCAAUCACCAUAAAUAUUUGAAACAAGGUGAUAUCAGGAGUAUGUUUGCCAAGCCCAGUGUCAAUGCUUUGAGCCAAGAACCUGUAAGCCAGAAAUUUUCUUUUGGGGGCGAAAAAGACGUGACUCAGUCGUUUCCGCCUGAAUUAUUCGAAGAAUUGUCAACGUUUUUAUCAAUACAAGACUUGUACCGUUGCAAAACGUGCGAAUUUUUAUUCGAGUGUCCUACAAUCAAAUAUAACAAAACUCGUGAUACUUUGGAUUUGAGUUCUUUCACAGUUCCUGAUUUAUCAGUAGUUGAAAGUAUCACCAUCAAAGAUUUGGAGGUUUUUGCUGAUUCUUUGAGUCCAAAAUCGAGAGAAAAACACCAAGAGUUGAUGGACGUUGAUGAUAGUUUCGACGAUAUUGAUUUAAGUGAACUGGAAGAAAUGUGUCAGGAAAAAACUGUACCGUUUGAAACCCCACGAAACUUUGAUUCUUUUAUGGAUUCGUUUCGCAUACGCGACGAUCAACAAAUUGAGAAAGUUCCCGAAAAAUCGUACAUUUUUGAACCACCUGAAUCGUUUAAUAAAGUUUUGAAUUUAUUGGAACCGAAAGAAGACUAUAACGACGUUUUGGCAUUUUUUAAACUCUCAUCAGUUGCCGAAAUUUUCGAAGAAACUGGACACACUCUUGAAAAGUGUGAAGAAACACCGGCAGAUUUGGAUGAAACUGUUAUUUACACUCCCGAAAAGUGUGCAAACACCUCUCCUGAUAUUUUCGAAGGGUCACCAGACUUAUUCCCUUCUGACGAAAAACAAGACGUUUCAUUCGAAGCACCCUUAUCGCCGAUUUUAUGCAGCUACACAAGGGGGCAAGAGUCAAGUGCGAAAAAGAAAUUGUUUGAGGAAAAAAAACCGAAUUUAGCAAACUUGAACCAACGCCGAAAAAGUUUUUUUGAAACCACAAAUGCUCAAGUUUCGUCGCCCAAAAAGAAUUUUGAUAUUAUUAGCGAUAUUUGUGAUUUAUCGCAGCUUUUGAAUAAUCGAGAAGAAAACAAGGAAAAAGUUGAGUCUACGAAAGUAGAUUUGGAUAUUAGUGAUCUUUGCGAUUUGUCUGCGUUUGGAUUGUCGCGAAAAAAUGUUGAAAGCACUUUGCCAAAGGAAGAGGAAAAGCCAAAACUGGAUUUAUCUAUCGAUGAUUUGUGCGACAUGUCGCAGUUUUCAGUCAAAAAAGUGGAAACUCAAACUACGAGCCAUAAAAAUAUUGAAGAACAACUCUCGAGUCUUGAUGAUUUUUGCGAUUUUUCUUGUUUCCUUCCUGAUUCGAAUAAAGAAACUCACAGGAAAUCAAUUUCGGAUAAGGGGAUAAUUAGACCACAAACUCAGAACUUGAAUGUUAGUACGAUUGAUUUGACUGAGAGUCCCGUUAAAGAACCUUCUAAAACAGAUAAUAAUAAAUCUCAACUUUCGGUAACUCAGAUGUUAAGUUUAAUCGCGAAAAGCGAUAUUCAGAAAGAAAAUACGACUCCAAAAACGAAAAAAUCCCAACGUUUAACACAACCAAGACAAAAAUGUGAGACUCCUAAAUCUACACAAAAGAAAAGUUCUCGAGUAAAGAAAAGCCCCAAGUUUAAUAUUUCGUUUGAUGGGGACAGUGAGGACGAGUUCGAGGAAAAGAGUCCAAUUUUUGCAAAACCUAGAACUAUUUCACUGAAGAACAAAAUUGAGAAACCGUCAAAAACGAAAGAGAGACGCAAAUUAGUGUGCGAGUUUCUGGAUGAAGAAGCGGUCGUAUCUGGUGAUGAACAAACCAUUUCGGAUGAUGAAGAUAGUGGGGAAGAUUGUUUUGAAGCAAGUUUUGUAGCUGAUGAAACGGAGGAUUUGCUUAAUGAUACAAUAAUGCAUGCGAGAUAUUUACAAUCUGUGAAAAGUCCAGUGCGAGGGAAGUUCAAAAUUCCGGACAAACCUACGUUUAAUGUCUCAAAUGUGUUCUCUCAACAAGUUAGCAAUGAAGAUGACACGUAUAUGAACGAUUCGUUCUGCGUGAGCAGCCAAGAGGUUGAAAUUUGCAGCAACGACUUGUCCGAGCUGGAACUACUGGAAAUGCAGCUGAAGGAGGAAAAACAAAACAAAAAACGAAAAAAAUCGGACAGUAAAAGCGCCGCGAAAAAGCGAAGAAUAGUUGUGUUGGACGACAGUGAUUAAAUAAUUUUUUAUUAAUAA